Molecule: messenger RNA, 1380 nt
Organism: Closterium sp. NIES-65
Lineage: Eukaryota; Viridiplantae; Streptophyta; Zygnematophyceae; Desmidiales; Closteriaceae
Source: the annotation of a GenBank genome assembly
AUGAGUGGUGCGUUCGCCGUCAGGGUCGCGCCGCUGGAGCUGAGGGCCCUGCUGCGGGAGGCGUUGGCGUUGGGGGCACUGAAGUUGGUGCCUCUGCUACUGGAGGGCGCUUCUACUGGAGUUAUUGGAGCCGUUGGUUCCAGCGGUGCUCGUACUGGAGGUACUGGAGCUGCUGGGGCUGGAGGUACCGCUGGACCUGGAGGUGCUGCUGUCUUCACUGAGGCUGGAUACCCUGGGGCUGGAGGUGCCCGUUCUGGGGGUGGUGCUGCUGCUGGCACUGGUUCUGGAGGUGCUGGCGCUGGAGGUUCUGGAGCUGCUGGAGGUUCUGGAGCUGGUGGAGGUGCUGGCGCUGGAGACGCUGGAGCGGGAGAUUCUGGAGCUGCUGGAGGUGCUGGUACUGGAGGUGCUGGCGCUGGAGGUUCUGGAGCUGCUGGAGGUGCUGGCGCUGGAGGCACGGGAGCUGGAGGUUCUGGAGCUGCUGGAGGUGCUGGAGGUGCUGGAGCUACUGGUGCUGGUGGCACUGCACAGCCGCGACCAUUCUUCGCUGCGCCAUCACCUUCGUCUCUGCCACCGCCUGACUCCGUGCUUCGCCUGACAGGAGGUCUUGCUGAGCGUCGUGAGCCUGCGUCUCGUCCUGUGUCGCCUGCUCGCACUGUUCCAACUGGUCAUACUGUUCGUCGUGUUCCUCAUGAGCGUCCGCCAGCUGUCUCCGGCACGCACCUCAUGGCCCUGCAUCCUUCCUCUACUCCGCAGCGUGUUCCCCUGUCGUCCCCUCCUGCGUCUUCUCUGCCUAACGUUCCAGACCCUGAGUCUGAUUGCGUUCGUGCUGCUCACCCUACUGUCACGCGUCUACUUGCCACUGUUGUCACUGACCCUUCGUUUGAGUCCACUGCUGCGUCUGCCUUAGUCGCUGAGCUUGUUGACUUUGCUGCUGCCUGUCGUCUAGACUUCGCUGCUAGUCUUGUUGCUGGGUCUGAGUCUGUAUGUCCUCCGUCCGUCGGGGGUGAGUGUGCUCUUGGCACGGACGUCCUUGAGGACAGGCAGGAGGACUUUGAGCGUCUUGCGGCUGCUGUACCUCAUCUCGUGGCCAUGCUGCUUGCCCCUGAGGGAGACCCGGAUGCACCAGACAUCCCGACCCCGCACUCUUACGCUGAGGCGAUCGCGGGUGAGUACUCCUCUCAGUGGCAGACAACCAUGGAUGCAGAGAUGGCAUCCUGGAAGGUGAAGCGGCCGCCGGGUUCUCCGCCUGUCUUCAAGGCUCGUUACUUUGCACGAGGCUUCAGUCAGCGACAGGGAGUUGACUUCUUCCAGACCUUCUCCCCCACCCUGAAGAUGGCCACUCUUUGGGUGCUGCUGCACGUCGCCGCUCAGCGUGACUAA